AUGGAGCACGAGGGGGACGAGCGCAUGGAGCACGAGGGGGACGAGCGCAUGGAGCACGAGGGGGACGAGCGCAUGGAGCACGAGGGAGACGAGCGCAUGGAGCACGAGGGGGACGAGCGCAUGGAGCACGAGGGGGACGAGCGCAUGGAGCACGAGGGGGACGAGCGCAUGGAGCACGAGGAAGACGAGCCCUCCUUUGGCGAGGCUCGGCUAGAAACCUUCACGAAACUCGAAAUGGUGUAUCCCCUAUACGAUGAUUGGCUCGUGCUUACUAAGCGCGAUGCGGAAACUCUGCAACCGCGGCAAUGGGUGUCUGGAGAAGGGAUCGAGUGGUUCAGACUGUACCUGCGGCAGCAGCUGCGAGAAUUGAUGCUAGGCGUGUCCGAGGCAGAGGCAGACGACUGGAUUGCUCGUGUGCCGUUAGUCAAAGUCCAGGCAACACAGCAGACGGACGCGUGUAACUGUGGCGUGUUUGUGAUGAAGUAUAUGCAGUACCUCGUGCUCUCGCGCUUUCGGGACCCUGAAAGCAUUCACCUCCACAGAGGCGCGGAGUGGUGGCGUGAGGAGCUGCUAGAAGAUCUCCUCGAGUGGACCGUCUAUUACAAUCGCCGUAUAGCGAGCUUUUUGUAA
Molecule: messenger RNA, 630 nt
Organism: Closterium sp. NIES-65
Lineage: Eukaryota; Viridiplantae; Streptophyta; Zygnematophyceae; Desmidiales; Closteriaceae
Source: the annotation of a GenBank genome assembly